Molecule: messenger RNA, 2038 nt
Organism: Fusarium oxysporum Fo47
Lineage: Eukaryota; Fungi; Ascomycota; Sordariomycetes; Hypocreales; Nectriaceae
Product: phosphotransferase enzyme family protein
Exons: 2
Coding region: 50-1594 (514 amino acids)
Source: RefSeq, a predicted model, not a curated record
CAAGUAACCAACAUCUACUCAACAAUGCAUCUUCGAUGUUGGACCAGCCAUGCUGUCCGCGAUCUUUCAACUGUUUCGCAUGCGCUGGGCGUCGUUAUUUGCCUCUUUAUCUAGUCUGUGGGAUCGACUCCUACAGAUUACUCAUUUCUCGACUAUUAAAAGGCUAGAAAUAGAAAGCCAAAGCAAUAUAGCCGAGAAUGAGAUUCACACGCCACAACUUACAGAAUCAGAUACGAGCGCCCUCAGCCUCAGUGGCAAGAAAUUCCCUGUUGCUACCGACGACCAGUAUAACCAAGCAAGACGAGCAUUUAUCGAAUCCCUCGAUUCAGACGCGGUCUGUGCAUUGGCAUCAAAAUACAACAAUGACAAGUGUUGUCGGGUCGUGAACAAGGCCAGCGGCAGCUUCAAUGUUUGCUUCUUCAUCGAAUUUGACACAGAGGAGCCGAAGUGGGUUGUUAGGGUCCCCAUCGAGCCCGCUGUUAAUAAUCCUUGGGAUAAAUUACUGAGCGAAGUGACGACUAUUCAGUACCUCAAGCAUCACACCCAAAUCCCAGUCCCCCGCGUCCAGGCUUAUGGUCGUGGCGCUGUGUUGACCAAAACUGGCAUUGGAUCUCAAGUGUUUCUCAUCACAGAUCUCAUUGAGGGUCAACCGCUGGAUAAAAAACUUUUACUUCUAAAUAAGGAGGAGCACCGAAGAAACUUUUACUCUCAACUGAUCGAUAUCCUCAUUGAGCUUUACAACCUCAGAUUUUCCUCAAUCGGCUCUCUAAUGCCGAAUCCUGAUGACCCCUCGUGUCCUGUUCUGGGCCCUGUCAUGUCCAUGUCUGCCACCUCACUUCGCUUGCCCCCUCAGCCGACCUUUUCUUCCGCCAAGGCAUACAUGAAAUACCAGUUUGGCCUCGUGUCAAGGUUCUUCUCGCCUCCAGUUCGCGAUCAUACUAUUGAGGAUAUUCGACAAGAGGUUUUUGCGCUUCACGGUUUGGAACGUAUUUUUGACCAGCUUGUUGACCCUCAGCUAGACCAUGGCCCCUUCAUCUUGAAUCAUCUGGACUUACGAAGUCCUAACAUUAUCGUGGAUCAAAAUCUGCAUAUCCAGGGCAUAAUUGACUGGGAGUUCUCAAGCACUGUUCCACGUCAAACCUUUACGCCGCCAUCGUGGAUCACGGGCCAUGACUCGGUCGAGACGAACAAACAAAUGCACGCCGAGUUUUGCAGCGUCUUGAAUGAAAAAAGUUCCAACAACGAACUCUGCGAUCAGUUGAGAAGGGAGUGGUAUACUUGCGAGCUCAAUACUAACGAUACGGACAUCAAGUUUGCCGUCGCUCACAUACUACAUCGUCCUACCGACGCCACAGACAUAUUUUAUGAUUUUUUGUCUUACAAAGUAAUCAAUAAUCUAUCUGACGAUAACCUUGAUGAUGUGGUUUCAGAGUUUUUCAGUGAGCAUCCAACACUUGCCUUAGAUGCGGAACGUCGGGCGGAACGGUGUGAGCGAUAUACCCAGUACUUAAAGGAAAAUGGGCUAUAUGAGACCCAGCUAGAUAAGAUACUCGCCGAGUCAAAAGCCCUAAAGGAAAAAUACGGCUGGCAAUAGUCCUGAUAAACUGAACGCCUGUAUCAUUUUGUUAACUCUUUCUCUCGUUCCUGCAGCUCAUGUAUCUUUCACCACAUAAGACCGAGACUUUCUUCUUUUUCAGCUCGCCUGCACUCAUAGUCCUCCUUUUCUUCCUUCACAGAUUUAACCUGAGCUUUGUUUCUUUUCCCCCUUGCGCUCGAGGCACUGCCUGACAUUUGUUGAAGAUCUAACUGUUCGAUCCUGUUGAUAAAUUGAAUGAUUUCGUCAAGCUCUUGUUGCUCUUUUGAUACGUCUGCCAUUAUUUCGCUGAUUCGUUUUCUUAUAUCGCUUAGUUCCUGAGCAGUCGGAUCCAUAGUGACGGGUAUUUGCUGGGGUAGGGUAGUAGCUGUAUGGGUGGUCUUGUUUUGGCGUUGCUGAUGUUGAGGUUAGCUAUCAUGCCCUGAAAUAUGAUUGAAGACGUGC